CCCUCCAUCUGGAUCACUCCAUCUGUGGUCCGGAGCUCAGUGGCGGCGUAUCUCUCUGUCAUAAGGGGCAGCUUCAUUCUCUCCUGCAGGAUGUCGGGCCCUCGCACCAGCUCCAUACUGCUCCUCUUCUGCGUGGCUUUCCUCCAGAAUCCGCUCCUGGAGGCCAAGCCUCUCUCUGCCAUGCAUGGGGGCGGAGCUGCACGCCUUCGUCGUGACCUGCGUGAUGCACUGCCUUACGAGGCUCAGAUGAUGUCAUACCCUCCUGCUGGCUUCAAUGGACGGGGCAACGAUCUGUACUACCAGCCAGAGGCCUUGAGAGCACAGGGGCUGGGCCACGCCCUGCAUCGCCUGGAGAACGACCAGAGGCAGGAGCAGGAGGCAGCCUACCUAGCAGGUUUACUGCGCCUCCUGAGUGAGGCAGAGAGUAAAGGCCAAGCAAGACCAGAGGAAGAGGAAGAGCAGGUGGAAGGUGAUUUCCAGGAAUCAUACCCUCCAGAUUAUGACGAGACAGAGCAGACGGUGAACAUGGCCAAACCCCAGGCACUGCUGGACCCACAGCUCACCGAGGCGCUGCUCAACCACUACAGGCAGGAGAGGAUGCUUCAGGCAGGGAAGGACCGAGACCAGGAGAUGCUCCGGUACCUGGUGGAGAAGGUCCUCUCGAGUCUGGCAUCUGAGAACCAGCUGAACCCAUCCAACCGCCGAGGCAAAUGGGAAGUGGCAGCAGCAGCCAGCAUUGGACGUGACAGAGCUACGCCUCUGAGACGAGCUAGGCGCUCUCUAGACUCCGCCCCUGUUGCCUCCCCUGAUGCCGAGGCCUCGCUACUGCGGGUGAAGCGAGUGGGUGAUGAAGACCAUGAUGAUUUUGCUAGUCAGAACAACCGGUCACCCCAUGCUGGCCUGCAGAGGAUGAAGCGCAUCGACACAGAUCUGCCUCCACCUGCGAAGCACAGCCGCAAACGCCGCUCGGUGACCUACGACCCUGAGCUCAUCGCUCAGCACAUCAUCCAGUACCUGAGAAAGUGAGAGAGAGAAAAAGAGGAAGACAGAAAGAUUGCAACAGUUCACAUGCUGACAGAUAUAUGCGAGAACUCACUGUUAACUGCUUCUGUCUGGCGAACCAAUGUAUCUGCUUCAGUGCUAUAAUAAAAUGGUAAACACAUUCAAUUAUUUGUUCCACAUGCUAAUGCAUAUGAGCAAAUGUAAUUUUUAUUUAUGGGUUUGCAGUAGAUGCAGUGAUGCACUGCAGUUGGCAACCUGUCAGUCCUGGUAGUUCAGAUAUUGGUAUUGACAUCAGUUGAGUUCCACUUGAGUCUCAAGACCAAAUUAUCCUUUUCUUAAAUUGAGUUUUCUUAAUCUGAAUCACUGACAGUGAGCGGUAAAUCAUGACCUUAUACGUUUAAAACUUUCUAUAGUCAAAAAUGUAAAAUCUUUCUCCCCAAAGGAGUAGCUGUUUUCUCGACAUACUGGCCAUCAUCAACACAGUGGACACAAUAUCAGAAUAGCACCUUAUGAAUUUACCUAUUUUAUCCUUAAAAGAGACUGGACUUUCCAAGGUCACCAGCCCUUUUACUGGGAUUAAAUAAUGCUACACUUCUAGCAUUACAGGAACUAUUUUAAAGAAAACCUUUAAAGAUAUGACAUCAUGAAAAUAGGUUAUCCUAGGUUAUCCUAAAGUGCCACAACCCCAAGCCUUUACUAAUAGCAAAUGAGUAAAUGGGCCAUUAAUGGUCCAUACUUACCACUUUAUCUAGCCCACAUAAUCCUUGAGGAAUGACAGUUAAAUAUAUCCCAAUUUAGCUGCCAGAACACAGCCUUAACAGCCUUGCUGAACUAGCAUGUUCAAUGCAAAAUUGAAAAUUUAAAUCGUUUUUUGUAUUUGUGCCAUUCCCAACUGUUUUUGGAUUGUUUUUGGUUACUUACUAUUGAAAAAAAUAUUUGCCUUUGCCAUCACUGGCCUUUAUAUUCUUAAACCCAACCAUAUUUGGCUUGGUUUAUGGCAAAGUGAAACCCCCAAAUUAGCUCUAGAAGUAAGGUAAAUUCCGAUCAACCCUCUAGCACACAGGUUUCGAUUCCUGGUCCUAGUAUACACGCCCAUUAUCCUGCAGAUUUCAGUGAUUUCCCUUGUCUCAACACAUCUGAUUCAAUUAAUCAGCUACUUAACAGCCCUUCCUGAGUUAAAGUUGUGUCUUAGAGCUGGGAGAACAAUAAAAUGUAUGGGCCAGGGGGUUCCCCAGGAUCAGGGUUGUGAACCUGUCUCCUAGUAUAUACUAUUUGUAUGUAUAUGGUGGUGGUUUGAUUUCUUUUCUGUCUUUUUCAUAGCAUGUUUCAACAUAUAAAGCACUAAAAUGUAGAAUUUUUCUGUCCCCUAAGCCCAUAGCCUUCUAUCAAGCUUGUAUGAGGCAGCAGUGGAUCAGUGGUUAAGGCAUUGGGCGACUGAUUGAAAGGUUAUGAGCUUAAAUCUCAGCAUCACUAAGCUGGCACUGUUGGGCCCUUGAACAAGUUGCUUAACCCUUCAUCUGCUCAGUUGUAUCUUGUCUCACUUGUAAGUCACAUUGGAUUAAAGCAACAACAAAAUGAGUUUAAUGUAAAUCAAGCUCUUGGUCAUGAAAGUGUAUGGAUUUGCAGCUAGCACAUAUAUAAAUGGUAGCAAAUGGUACUGCUGCAGUGUUCUUGCGUCGAGACACUUGUUUUUGUCCAAGACCUUUGCAGAAUAUGGUGUCACAGUUAGUUUGAGAGUUUAAUACAAAUGUCAAGAAUGUCUAUCAGAAAACUGAUAAGGAACAUUCCAGUUGGAAUCAUCUAUGUAACCAACAAAUUAGCUUUGGAAAUAGUUUCCCAGAUCAAAAAAAGACAGGCUUUACUGCCACAGAUACAAGUCAACCUACAUUUUUUCUUAUGCUAGCAUGUUAGAUAUUGUGGGGUCUGAGUGGAGGGUCAGCCAUGAUGAAGCACCUCUGGAGCAGAGAGGGUUACAGGCCUUGCUCAAGGGCCCAACAGUGGCAGCUUAAUGGUACCAGGGAUUGAACUCACAACCUGUUGAUCAGCAUCCCAGAGCAUGAACCACUGCGCCACCACUUCCCCAGCAUGACGUAAUACAAGGGGCAGGAUAUAUAUGUAUUCGACCUUUAUGGCUGUGAUGACUUGGCUGUCUUUCAAGAGCAACUGGUCUGCUGUACACUUUAAUGUUUUCCCAUGGGUUAACAAAUAUUAUGACCUGUGAUGUGAACUUUAUCCAAUUUGCCCCAUCUGCACCAAAGAUAACAUCACCCAGUGGAUUAUCAGCCUUAGAUAUUGAGAGCUAGAUUAAAUGGAAGACUGAGUGUAGGUUUCUUUUAAACAUAUUGUUGGACCAAAAAUCCAAACAGGACUAAGAGCCACCAAUUACUACAAUGCUAACUGGUGUUAUCCAUUUAUCAUUGAGAUAGUUGAUAUUUUAAGAGGAACUGUUCAUAAAGCAAACACUAGGACAGACACCGUCUUCACUGAAAACUCUUUAUUGAGCAAACUAUGAGAUAUUUGAAUAUAGUAGUAGUAGAAGAUCGUGAUUCAAUAAUGACCACAAAACACUAGAGUUCACAUAUGAAAACGUCUUGGCUCUUGCUUUUUACGCAGCUUUAUACAGCCAGACUGAGCCUAAGCACAAGGGUUGCUGAGAAUAUUGUCUAUUACAUUAUUAUUUAAAUAUAUCAAAUUUCACUCAACUCAAUUUAUCAGUCAAUGAGCCAUGAAAUAGCAGACCUAUUGUGGUACGACCUCAGACGUUGGCAUUGAAGCACACAGCAAAAUUCCCAGCACUGUGUUAAUUCUUUAGGUCCGGCUGGACAUAUAAUAAAAUUAGGCGUUAACUGAGCACUGUGUUGUUCUGCUCUCUUUCUGAUCUCGUGUUUGGACAGCGUUUGACCUGCAUGUAUUACUGAAACCUACUCUGACCAUCCUCGCUGUGGACGAGUCAGUCACUGUUGUUCUGCUUCCUCUUGCUUCGCCACUGGCUUUAGUACAUUAACGUGCCAACAAAACGAUGACGCUGGCUGUGUUUUACACAUAACCUCCCCUUUGGAGCUCCCUCUCUGAUUACUCUAUAUGAGAAUAUGUGCAAGAAACUGUGUUUUAAAUCUUAAUUAUAUGCUUUUUGUUUCCCUAUCUGUGUGGUUAUGAAAACUUAAUCUUAUAACUCUUAUGCAUCUGUGACUAGCAGGUGGGAUUGUAAAAUGAAAUGAGAAAAAAACGAGUUAUAAUAAAAAUUGGAUGUCGAUGUCAAAAUCA
Molecule: messenger RNA, 4266 nt
Organism: Pangasianodon hypophthalmus (striped catfish)
Lineage: Eukaryota; Metazoa; Chordata; Actinopteri; Siluriformes; Pangasiidae
Gene: pcsk1nl
Product: proprotein convertase subtilisin/kexin type 1 inhibitor, like
Exons: 3
Coding region: 91-1026 (311 amino acids)
Biological process (GO): negative regulation of endopeptidase activity
Molecular function (GO): endopeptidase inhibitor activity
Source: RefSeq, a predicted model, not a curated record